This is a messenger RNA of Condylura cristata (star-nosed mole), 2215 nucleotides long. It is a transcript of the gene LRRC71, whose product is annotated as leucine rich repeat containing 71. The record is from RefSeq and is a predicted model, not a curated record. Bases 149 to 1828 code for a protein of 559 amino acids. NCBI's taxonomy places the organism in Eukaryota, Metazoa, Chordata, Mammalia, Eulipotyphla, Talpidae. Gene Ontology annotation, molecular function: protein binding. The transcript is spliced from 15 exons.
CGUGAGCGGUUGUCUUGGAGAGGGACGCGGAGGCGACGCUGCUGCGGGAGGAUAGGGUGGGUAGAGACCCAGUGAACUGGCCCCACAGAGUCCCGUGUUGUCUCCGCCCCCGUGAAAGCCCCAGAAAGUAGCAGAGGACCGCACCACCAUGUCGGGGGAGGCGAGCGCGCCAGGAGCUUCACCCAGGACCCAGCGUCUGGGGACCCAGAAGUCCUCUGGCACAAUGAGCAAGAAGGGGGAUCGCGGGACCAAGGAGAAGCCGGUGACCACUCUGCCACCGGUGGGCGAGGAGGAGCCCAAAAAUCCUGAGGAGUACCAGUGCACCGGCGCCCUGGAGACUGACUUCGCGGAGCUCUGCGCGCGGUCGGGAUACGCGGACUUCCCCAAAGUAGUUCCUCGGCCCCGCCCGCACCCGAGCUUCUUCCCGUCCGCCUCCUUGUCGGAAAAGCCCACCCUAGUAGAGGACCAGCGUCUGUCGGCGUCCUGCAGCAUCAACAGCCUGGAGAGCAAGUACGUGUUCUUCCGGCCCACCAUCCAGGUGGAGCAGGACCUGGACGACAAGUCGGUGAAGGAGAUCUACAUUCGGGGUUGGAAACUGGAGGAUCGGAUCCUCGGUAUCUUCUCGAAAUGCCUGCCCGCCCUCAGCCAGCUGCAGGCUAUCUACCUGUGGAAGGUGGGGCUGACGGAUAAGACCCUGACCGCCUUCAUUGCUCUGCUGCCUCUCUGUUCUUCCACGCUCAGGAAGGUAUCUCUGGAGGGGAACCCUCUGCCGGAGCAGUCCUACCACAAGCUCAUGGCACAGGACAGCACGAUCGCGCACUUGUCCCUGCGGAACAACAACAUCGAUGACCAUGGUGCACAGCUCCUAGGCCAGGCUCUGUCCACCCUGCGGAGCUGCAACCGGACCCUGGUCUUGCUCAACCUGGGCUUCAACCACAUCGGGGACGAGGGUGCUGGCUACAUAGCAGACGGUCUCCGGUUGAACCGCUCCCUGCUCUGGCUGUCCCUGGCCCACAACCGCAUCCACGACAAAGGUGCCUUGAAGCUGGCAGAGGUCCUGCGCCCCUUCGAGCUGACGCACACCGAGGUAGUGGAGCGCCGGCGCCUCCUGCUGGAGAAAGGGACGCAAGAGCGGUCGCGAUCGCCUUCUUCCUCUCGACAUGGAGACUCCAAAACAGACCGUGAUAAAAUUCAGCUGUUGGGGGCCAGCACUAUUGCAGCAAUGGAAAAGACAGACAAGACACAGUCAGGGAAGACCCCCAAGGGCCUGGGCAAGAAGAAGGAGAAGGCUGGGGAUGCAAUGAAGAGGGAGGAGAAGUCAGGGUCUGGGCAGUCACCCACACAAGGAACUCCUAAGAAAGAAGACUCAAAGUCAGGCAAGGGGAAGGUCACCAUCCCCGAGCAGAAACCAAGCAAGGGCAAAGGGCCCAAAGCCGGGACCAAAGAGAAGCGCAGCAUCCUCAUGGAAGCGGAGCUGGUUGCUGAAGCUACCGAGAUGGUCAACCCUCUCCUGGAGCCCGUGGAGCACCGAGAUGGGAAAGUGUUCAUGCCUGGGAACAAGGUCCUUCUGCACCUCAACCUCCUCCGAAACCACAUCACGGAGGUGGGGCUCGAGGGCUUCCUCACAGUGGUGCAGUACCAGGCGCAGUUCGCCAAGGCCAAGAGCCCGUCCAAGGGCCCCUUGGGCCUGCUGUGGCUGUCCCUGGCGAAAAACAGCUUCUCCCUGCAGUGUCCCACGUACACCAAGAUCCAGGAGCUGAUGCUGCCCAGAGACCCCAUCAAUAAGGCCAAGCCCAGGGAAGAGGAAGUUACAGCUUUCCCCACUUAGCUCCCCCCACCUUCUUCCCAGAGACCCUGGGCCACUGAAGCCGUUCCUGUCUGUGAGGGCCAGCCUCCCUGGGGGAGGGCUCAGGUCAUUAACAAAGGCUGUUGCUGUACCUUUUCCCUGAGCUUGUCUGAAAUCAUUUGCUUCAGAAUGACUUGGACCAUUCGAAUUGUCUGUUCAUCAUGUUUCCAAAAGUGACUGGGUAUCUUUGAGGUUCUGCUGGGGAUGUCCUGGGUCCCUCUGGUGCUGGCCAGCCAGGGAUACUGCUCCCCUGUGUCCUGAGGUCCUGCAUCCUGAGGUCUGGCUCUGGCUUUCAGACCAGGCCAGAUGCACCAGCUAGGCUAAGGUUUGCACUUGGCUUUUAGUCUCAGGCAGAAGGGAACGGCUUGG